AACGGACUCACCUCUAUCUUGCACGCCCGCCAAUCCUUCUUUUCGUAAUAGCAGUCUGUUAACUUCAUGUUUUCGUCUGUUUGCUAUUAAUCGAAGUGGCUUGGUGAAACAGCGACCGACUAACCUGCGCAUCCUGUGCUGAAGAUCCUCUUGUCCCUGGGUGUGGUCAGCUUGUACUUUUUUGCCGGGGCAACUGCGCGUACCACUCAUCCGGUUCAUCGUCGAUCAGAAGCUGGGCGGCCGCAGCGCGGGAUUUGUCAUCACCAGACAUCUUGAAAGAGCUUGGGAAUUGUUGUUGUUGUAAGCGUCUAGUACAAACGAUCGAAGUACCUAGUUCACACAGUACGGCCGGGGAAUCUCGGUCCGGGUCACAACGUCGUAUCACCCACCAUGGCGACAAAAAAGAUGAACGUGUUGGUGUACUCCGGUAAUGGCAGCACCACCGAAUCCGUCCGCCACUGCCUCUACACUUUGCGCCGUCUCCUCUCCCCCUCUUACGCCGUGAUCCCUAUCUCAAGCGAAAUCAUCAUCAAAGAACCCUGGUUCAGCACUUGCGCUCUACUCGUCUUCCCUGGCGGCGCGGAUCUCGGGUACUGUCGUGCGCUCAACGGCGAGGGGAAUCGACGCAUCAGCCGGUAUGUUAACGCAGGGGGCUCGUAUCUGGGGUUCUGUGCCGGCGGGUACUAUGGGAGCGCGAAAUGCGAGUUCGAAGUAGAUGAUUCGAAGCUAGCAGUCGUGGGCGAUAGGGAGCUGGGCUUCUUUCCAGGGAUUUGUAGAGGCUUGGCUUUUGAGGGGUUUCAGUAUGCGAGUGAAGCGGGCGCGAGGGCUGCGGAUGUGAAAGUACAUUUGAGAGCGUUCGAAGAUGUGAAGGAAGGGAUGAAGGAAGCUUUCAAAAGCUAUUAUAAUGGCGGUGGCGUGUUUGUCGAUGCGAAAAAGCUGGAGAAUAGGGGCGUUCAGAUCUUGGCCAGUUUCACGGAGGAUCUACAUGUUGAAUCUGGAGAGAGUAAGGCGGCGGUGGUAUAUAGGAAGGUUGGUGAUGGUCAUGCGGUGAUGACGGGGCCUCAUCCAGAGUUUGCACCGCAAAACCUGAACAAGAUUUCAAGCCUCCCUUCCUACACAAAGACCAUCGACGCCAUCACCACCACCGACAGUACUCGCGUGGCUUUCAUGCGCCUGAUUCUCCAGAAAUUGGGCUUGACGGUCAAUGAACACGAACAAACAGUACCGUCCCUAUCCCGCCUACACCUCACGUCUCACAAUAUGGCAGACGUCUCCACCCUUGUUGCGAGCUUAUCCGAAGCCCUCACUGUAAUCGAUGGCGAAGAUUACAUUCAAGGUGGACAUGACGUUUUUCGUAUCGAGAAGGAAGGGAGUGUGUGGGGUGUCCAAGGGUUGAAAAGAGCCGUGAGCGCAGUUUCAGAAAAGCUUCCCACGCUCAUGACUGUGACAGGGAAGGAAGACGAACAAACAGGAGAAUAUACAGGUAACAAUCAAGACAGGAAGAAGCCCAAAACAAAGGAGGAGGCGAUACAGGAAUGUAUUGAAUACACAGCCUACAACUCCACGUCGGACCAAAUCCUCGACUAUGAGAAACUCGUUAAAACCGUAAUAACGCAUGAAACUGCUCUGCCAUCCGCAAAAGACACUCCAUUCCACCAUGACGCUUUCUAUGAAAACCUCCUCCACUACCACACCAAACUCGGCAACCCCCGCCCCUCAUUCGGCAGCACAUUACUAUACGGCGAAGUAGUGACCUCUACCAACUCACUUCUCGAAAAGAACCCCGCUUUACUCCGUCACCUGCCCACAGGCUUCACACUGACCGCCACAACACAGCUCGCAGCCCGGGGACGAGGAAGCAACGUCUGGGUCGCACCCCCCGGCGCACUCAUGUUCUCGACCGUGAUGCACCACGACAUCGCCCUCAACGAGAGCGCACCCAUAGUAUUCAUCCAAUACCUCGCCGCGCUAGCCAUCGUACAAGGUAUCAAAGGCUACGCAAAAGGCUACGACAAAGUAGGUGUAAAGCUCAAAUGGCCGAAUGACAUUUACGCGCAGCUACCCGGCAGCGCAGGCAACCCCGUGGUGAAAAUCGGCGGCAUCCUAGUAAACUCCAGCUAUGACGGCGGCAGAUUCGACGCUGUGUGCGGUAUAGGCCUGAAUCUCGACAACGCGCUACCAACGACAAGUCUGAAUCAAUUGACGAGUAGUCUGGGCCUCAACCCCUUUACACAAGAGAAGCUCCUCGCCAGCAUCCUCGCGCACUUCGAAGCGCUGUACGCGACGUUCUGCCAGACGGGCUUCAAUCGCGAGAUGGAGGCGUUGUAUUAUGAGAACUGGCUGCAUAAGGAUCAGGUCAUCACGCUGGAGACUGAUGGGGUGCAGGCCGGUACGAAGGCGCAGAUUCGGGGCAUUACGCGGGAUUGGGGACUUUUGCUUGCGGAGGAGUUGGGCUGGGAGGAUCGGCCGACCGGGAAGAUGAUUGCGUUGCAGAGUGAUAGCAAUUCUUUUGAUUUCUUUAGGGGGCUGGUUAGGCGGAAGAUAUAGAUAACCUUGGAUGGUAGCUCAUUGAGGGUAUGCUAGACCAGAUUUGAAAAGUC
Molecule: messenger RNA, 2600 nt
Organism: Dothidotthia symphoricarpi CBS 119687
Lineage: Eukaryota; Fungi; Ascomycota; Dothideomycetes; Pleosporales; Dothidotthiaceae
Product: biotin apo-protein ligase-like protein
Exons: 3
Coding region: 391-2547 (718 amino acids)
Biological process (GO): protein modification process
Cellular component (GO): cytoplasm
Molecular function (GO): biotin--[biotin carboxyl-carrier protein] ligase activity
Source: RefSeq, a predicted model, not a curated record